CACUCGGCCGCCGCGCCGGCACUGACGCCCGCUCGGCCCGGUCCUGCCCGGCCGGCCGGCCCCUCCCAGCCCGCUCCUCCCGCGGGGCGCAGCGCCCCAGGGCGAAUUCGGAAAGAAACCCAGCCUGCCUGCGAGAGGGAGGGCGCCGCGAGCAUGCGGAGGCGGAGGCGCCUGGGCGCGCGCGGCCGCGGGGCGCAGUGAGCCCGGCCCCGGAGGGCGUGCGAGGGCGGCGGCGGCUCUCCGGGGCGCCCGCGGGUCUCGAGCCCACCCUUCCCGGGCUCCGGCGCGCUGCGGCUGUGGGCGCGGGUGCAGGGAAGAGGCGGCUGCGCUGGAGGAGGCGGCGGCUGCCCCAUGGAGUGUUACUACAUUGUCAUCAGCUCCACGCAUCUCAGCAACGGACACUUUCGCAACAUCAAGGGAGUUUUCCGGGGCCCUCUCAGCAAGAACGGGAACAAAACUCUGGACUACGCUGAGAAGGAGAACACCAUAGCGAAAGCCCUGGAAGAUCUGAAGGCCAAUUUUUACUGUGAACUCUGUGACAAGCAGUACUAUAAGCACCAGGAGUUUGACAAUCACAUUAAUUCAUAUGACCAUGCUCACAAGCAGAGGCUCAAAGAACUGAAACAAAGGGAAUUUGCUCGAAAUGUAGCAUCUAAAUCCAGGAAAGAUGAAAGAAAACAGGAAAAGGCUCUCCAACGCCUGCACAAGCUGGCCGAGCUAAGAAAGGAAACUGUAUGUGCUCCUGGAAGUGGCCCCAUGUUCAAGUCAACAACUGUUACUGUGCGAGAAAAUUGUAAUGAAAUUUCCCGAAGAGUUGUUGUGGAUUCAGUUAAUAACCAGGAAGAUUUCAAAUAUACUCUGAUUCACAGUGAAGAGAGUGCUAAAGAUGUUACCACUGUUACUACAGACCCAGAAAGCGCAGGUAAUUAUACAGCAAAAAAUAACCAACGUGGAGAUCAAGCCCAGGGACUUCACAGACACAAAAUUGGCUUUUCUUUUGCAUUUCCAAAGAAAGCAUCCGUGAAGCUGGAGUCCUCAGCUGCAGCCUUCUCUGAAUACAAUGAUGAUGCCUCUGUGGAAAAAGGAUUUAGCAGAAAAAGUAGAUUUGUCCCCGGUGCUUGUCAUCUUCAACUAUCUUCACCAACAGAUGUGCUUUUGGGUUCUGAGGAGAAAGCUAACUCUUUUCAUAUACCAGAGGGAAUGUGUACUGACAAAGAAACUGCUCAAACUCAAGAGAUGAAAGAAGUUUCUAGUGAACAAGAUGCAUUAUUAUUACCUUCAUUUUACCAGUUUCAGCUUCCUUUAUCUUCUGAUGUAGACAGUUGCCAAAAUUCAGUCCCAUUGGCAGACCAAAUAUUACAGGAAGAUGUUAUUAUUAAUGAAGACAUAUCUAUGAGUGAUAAUAGUUCUGAGUUGUUAGGAAAUAAAUCCACAGUUCUUGACAUGGCUAAUGAUUGCAUAUCUUUGCAAGCUACAACUGAGGAAAAUGUUAAGGACAAUGAUGUAUCCGUAAUUGAAGUUGAAAAUAAAAAUCAUGGCCCUGAGAUGUUGGCCCCUUCUAAUUCUGAAGAAGAUAACACAACCUUACAUAAAAAAACAGAUCCAUAUAAAAGACCAAGUGAGCCAUUUGUACCAGUACUUAACAAAGACAGAUCCACAGUUCUCCAGUGGCCGUCAGAAAUGCUGACUUACACAACUACUCAACCAUCAAUCUCCUAUAGCUGUAAUCCUCUCUGUUUUGACUUCAAGUCCACUAAAUUAAACAACAAUCUAGAUAAAAAUAAACUGCCCUUAAAUGAUCUUUAUUCCCAGCAGAAUGGAGAAGACAUUUGCAAGAGACCAGUCUUAGAUUGCAAGGACACAUCUACUGCAGGACUCACUGAUUAUGAAAUUGGAGGUAGCAGAAAUGAAUACACCCAAGUCACUCCUCUUUUAGCUGAUGAUAAUACUCUCUCCAAUACUUGUGAUUCUGGAAAAAAUGAGAAUACAGAUCAGAGGUAUAAAAAUAUUUCCUGUAGGAUCAGAAAAACAAAAAAAUAUAAUCUUACUAAAAAUCAAAUAAAACAGGAUACUGUAGAUGAGAAAUACAACAAAAUGAGGUUAAAAGAUACUCAUGAACACUGGUUCCAUAAAAGUAGAAGAAAGAAAAAAAGAAGGAGGUUAUGUCAACAUCAUGGUGGGGAGAAAACCAAAGAAUCAGAAACUCACUUCAAAAUGGAAAUGGAAAAUAGUUACACUGAUACAACUAGGAAAAAUCUACUGGAAACAAUUACUGAAAAGGAGUAUUUAGCUGCAGAGCAAUUAUUGGACUCAUAUCAACUCCCUGAUAAAAGGGCCAAAUCAGCAUCUAUAAACUUAAGUGCAAAUGAAGAAAUAUGUAAAACCUGGAGCAGUGAAUACAAUAAUGAUGAUGCUGUCAGUUCUAAAACCCACUGUAAAAAGAACUCAAUUGUUUUAAAUGGAAAAUCCAAUCCAACAAUGAUACAUCCUGGGAAACACAAUUUGACAUAUUCCAGAACUUACUGUAAUUGGAAAGCCAAAAUGUCCAGCUGUAGUCAGGAUCACAGAUGCCUGGUUCUCCCAAAUGACAUGAAAUGCCUGAGUCAGAAUCAGGCUGUUAAAAGAGGUUAUAAUUCUCUUAUUAAUGAAUCAGAAAGAUCCCAUCGAAAACGUAGACAACAUUCACAUUCUUAUUCUUCAGAUGAAAGUUUAAAUCGACAGAAUUAUUUACCAGAAGAAUUUUUGAGGCCACCACGUGCUUCUGCUCCCUGUAAGCCUAAAAGGAAAAGGAGGAGAAAAAGAAGCAGAUUCCACACCGGAUUUGAAGCUUUGGAACUGAAAGAGAAUACAGAUUAUCCCAUGAAAGGCAAUUCUUCCUUACAUUACCAGGGUGAGUUAAUAAGUGAAGAUAAAAAAGAAGAAAUUAAACCACAAGAAAUUGCAAAUGUCGAAAGAAACUUGGAACAAACAGACCAAGUAGAAAAUAAACUGCACCCUAGCAGUCCCCUUCCUUCUGAAAUCAGUGGAGAAACUGAGCCCUUAGUGAUGGAUACCACUCCUGGUGAAUUGCCAGAGAUUUCCAACGAGCCCACGACAUCUGUCUAUGUAGCCAGUGCCCCAACAAAAGAAGAAAUUAAUAAUACCUUGCUUAAACACAAAGAAAGAAGUGAGAAUAGAGAUGUUAAUGAAAAGCAAAUUCCUUUCAAGGUGCCUAAUAUUGAAAGAAACUCUAGACAGUCCCGACCUAAAUCAUACCUUUGCCAUUAUGAACUGGCCGAAGUCCCUCCACAAGGAAAGAUGAAUGAGGCAUCAACUGAGUGGCUGCGUUUUAAUUCAGGAAUCCUUAACGCACAACCACCACUACCAUUCAAAGAAGCACAUGUCAGUGGUCAGACCUUUGUAACAACAGAGCAAAUCCUGGCUCCAUUAGCUUUACCAGAACAAGCAUUAUUGAUCCCGAUAGAAAACCAUGACAAAUUCAAAAAUCUACCAUGUGAGGUCUACCAGCACAUCAUCCCCGCGAACAUGCUGGCCAACAAGGUCAAAUUUACUUUUCCUCCAGCUGCCCUCCCGCCCCCUAGCACACCUCUGCAGCCUCUGCCUUUGCAGCAGCCCUUAUGUUCUACCUCUGUAACCACUAUCCACCACACUGUUUUGCAGCAGCAUGCGGCAGCUGCUGCAGCCGCAGCGGCAGCGGCAGCCGCAGGAACGUUUAAAGUGCUUCAACCACACCAACAGUUUCUUUCCCAAGUCCCAGCUCUCACCAGAACAUCGUUACCUCAGAUCUCAGUAGGACCAGUGGGACCAAGGCUUUGUCCUGGGAACCAGCCAACUUUUGUUGCUCCUCCUCAGAUGCCAGUCAUCCCAGCUUCAGUCCUUCAUCCUGGCCAUCUGGCUUUCCCGCCUCUCCCCCAUGCACUUUUCCCUUCUCUGCUUUCCCCACACCCUACUGUCAUCCCACUGCAGCCCCUCUUCUGACCAUCACCUUCAAAAGGAAAGAAAACAUUCAUCUGAAAACUAUUGCUAUAUGCAUAUAUGCUCAUCUAAGUGGAUAAUUGCCUAUUUAAAUGAUGGAAAUAAACUAGCCAAAAUAGGGCCUCACUGGUAUGAAAUCAUUUACUGUAAGUGUAAUGAUGCAAAUAAAUUCUUAAGUUUCUGAUAUAUAAUAUUAUUAAGGCACUGAAUAGUUUGAAAAUCAAUACAAUAUAUGCUGUAUAUUAAACUGAUGUCUUAAGAGUAUGUAUAAUGUACAUAAAAUAUAUUUAUAGUAUUAUAAUUUCUGUUGUAAAGUAUGCUUUGGUUUUUUUAAUCUUUGUGUAUUUGCACCUAUUUAAUGUUUAGACAAAGCUGAUGGCACUAUGUUUUGUACCAUGUUCCUUGAAACUGUAAAUUCAGUGAAAAAUAUCUCUUGCAAUAAAUUUUUGUUAAAUAUUUAUGUAAAUCAAACUUUUGUUUUUAGUUGGUUUUCACUGUUUUAGGAAUGUAUAGUAACAAUAAGAUUUGGAUUUGCGGCAUAUUUUUUCUUCUAUCCAUUGGCAUCUCUGAACCUCAGAGGCCCAGCGAAAUAUCUUUGGAGCUCUAUCAAUACUUAAAUUAUGGUAUCUUCUUUCAGAAUAAGUAUAGCAGGUCCAUUUGUUUUUCUGUUCGUUUUAAUGUUGUUUGUAUUCAGAGUUUACUAUUUUUCCUGAACAAUUGGUUCUCUAGACAAUAAACAAUGGAAAUUCAUGUUAAAGUAAUGGUAGUAUUUGGUGGGGAAAUAACUCAAAAAUAUGCAAAGUACAUAGUAUUCUUCCAGGAACUGUAAAACAGUACUAGUAGACAAGAAAUAGCAAAUAACCAAUAUAAGUUCUUAUGACAUUUUUGUGUGUUAAAAUUCUCAAAUUUAUGAUGUUUGUUUUCAAUUUCUGAAGGAAAUACACAUAUAUAUGAAUGUUGGCAUGGAUUAAAGAAUAGGUUUAAUUAAUAAAAUCCAUCAUAUUACAUCUUGGGAAAAAUGACAUAAACAUAAUCUGUAUCUGGAUAUGCUCUUAAUUGAGAAUCUGGAAGUGGGAAGGAGAAUAAAUAAAUAGCUCUUCCUUCUGCAAAUCUUUCUAAUAGUCAUGUUUGUAUCAUAUUUCUAAAUCACCCAGGUACAGUUAGAAAGUCUUCAUCACCCUUCCAGAUUCUGCUGUAUUUUUAAUGACCUCUACAAUAUUUUCACUCAAGUGCUUCUGCGUGUACUGAAGAAUAUAGCUAUGCAGUAGAAAGCUAGGGAGCAUCACACUUUUCCAAUGAGAGUUUUCCAAUAUGUGCCUGCCCCAGUCCAUGCCAGUUGGUAAGAGAAAGUCUACAUGUCUGAUAAUAGAAGUUUCACCUCCCCAAGUGUGAAUGAUAAAGGAUUAUGGCAGCCUGGCACUAAUCCUGGCAUCGAGGAGCCAGCCAAGUUCUUCUAAAGGGAGAACAGCAUUUAGGUGAUGCUGUACUAAGGAAAUGCUAUUUCAUAUAUCCACCCAUAGGAACUGAGUUACCCUAAAUAAUACUGAGCAUAAACAUAUGUUUCCAUAUCAAAAUAAUCUAUAUUGAAUUCUAUUUUAAUUAGAUUAUGAUUAAUUAGAUUUAUGAUUGAUGAUAAGAAGAUAAAAAAUAUAAAAGAAGCAAUUUCAUUUCAAAUUCUCUAAGAUAACAUGUUUUCCAAAAAUGGGUACUAAAAUUGGAACACAUGAUUUUUCCUCAAGCAAAAUACUUGAAACUAUCUUUGAAGACACAUAGAUGGAUAUAUCUACUGGGGAAUGCUGACCCAGUUUGUGUUUAAUCUGUCAGAGCAGGAUUAUUGCUUCUGCUGUUUAAAAUCAAACCAAAUGUUUGACUUUAAAAUAUCCAGAUUUUCCUUCUUCUUUGGUCAUCUUCAGAGUAUCAUUCCUCUCGUUCACCUCUUACCUCUUGUUCUUAUUCUUUCAUUCCUUUGCCCCUGAUAUUUUCCUUCUUAAUUUCAUUGUAGACAUCAAUUGUGCGAAGUGCGUCUCCUCCUCUUCUUUCUCUAUGUUAUCAUUUCUUUUCUUUUUUUCAAUUCUAUUGCUCUCUUACAUUUAUUUUUGUUGAAUGAUUUGGUUAGGCACACUUACCUUUUUAGUUGUAACAGAAUACACCUGAUUGCUAGAUAUAUGCUAGAAGUUUCUGGAAAAUUUGAGGGGGGAAAUUCUCAAUUAAGACUAAUCGAAACUCAACUUUUAAUUGAUUUGUUUUGGUAGAUACCAGUGGCUGGAAAAGAAAUGAAUGUUAGUUAAACACAUCAAAGCCAUUCUGAUUAUACAAUUCAUCUAGAUAUUUGAUAUCUUUGAUAAGAUAUUGCCUACAUAGUCUGGGUAUCCAUUAUAUGUUGGAGACAUAAAAUGAAUGUGUGAUGAGACAUUUGUUCAUCUGUUCUGAUAGAUGAUAAUACCGUGAUAAUACCAACCCAGAAUCAAGGGAAAGAGGUUGAUGGGCUAAAGAUCAACAAUGAGCAGAGCAAUUAGACAGGUAAGUCAGGGUAGACCCAUCAGGCAGUGGGGCUGUCAGAGGAACACCAAUCAAGCUCAUAUUAAUGGCAGCAAGAGUCAGACCAAUGUAACAGUCAUUCUCUGGAAGUAUGUUUGGGCACUGGCUGAUGGCUCAUCCGUAAAUCCUAGAGCUGAAAUCCCAGUCCUAUCCAGGUGUAAAUUAUUGUACAUCCUAUAUAAUUGGGAAAUUUAAAUGAUCCUAACAUUAUCUCUUACCUAUCAUCCUUAGUCUGCUAGUUACAGGCAUUUCUAUAGCAUUUGUUAUUGUAAAGAUGAAUGAAUUGGAAUAUAGAAUAAAACCUGCACAUGGAAAGUAACAAGUAACCGCAACCAAGCAACAAAAGGAUUCACAUUGGAUGAUAGGAAGGAAACUCAUCCACAGCUUCAACUAGCAUGCAACACCCCCUCCACCACCACCACCAUAUAUACAUAUACGUAUUUCCAAGUUCUUUUAUGAGUUGAAGACCUAUACCAAACCGUCCUCAGGGCAUAUCUGCCAAGUAUUUUGAACUCAAAACUCAAACUCAUGAUCUUUCUUUAUAGGUAACACUGAAAUCUGUUCUUUGUCCUGUGUUUCUAAGCUCUGUGAAUGUCAUUAUAUAUUAAAAAAAAAUCCUAUUAUCCAAGUCAGAAGCCAGCAUAUUAUUCCCACAUCAAACCAAUCAAUGAAUGAUUUUGGCUCUAUUUACUUAAUUUUUCCUGCCUGUACAUUCUAUAAGGUUUUAGCCAUAGUAGUCCAUAAGCUGACUUGCUGACUUGCUAUUAUAAACUAAUGUCUCUUUCCCUAAUUUCCCAUUUCUACAAUUCAUCCUCCCCGCUGCUGCCGCAGAUACAUUUUAAAUGUAAUUUUAUUAUGACACUCCUCUAGUUUAAAAGCUAUUAUGGAUUCUCAAUUAUUCUCAAGAUAGACAUCAAAGUCCUCAGCAUGUUAGGAAAAUCUAUGAUGACUUAGGGCCAGCCUCCCUCCUCAGGACAAUCCACUCCAGCAAUCCCCUGGGUUAACCAUUCUAAUCUACUUAGUUAUGAUCACCUUUGAGUUUGUGUGAUCAUGUCUGUUGUCCUGUAAUGCCUUCCUCCCUGUGUUUUUGUUGGCUUGGAUAACUACUACUGAGUCACAAUUCAAAUUGAGUGUCAGUCUCUUUUAGUGAUUUUUUUCAGAGGUUCCCUCUUUCCCCAGAUAAGUUAGCUUGGUGUCCUCUAUCCUUACAU
Messenger RNA from Equus caballus (horse), 7724 nucleotides. It is a transcript of the gene ZNF804A, whose product is annotated as zinc finger protein 804A. Gene Ontology annotation, cellular component: nucleus. NCBI's taxonomy places the organism in Eukaryota, Metazoa, Chordata, Mammalia, Perissodactyla, Equidae. The record is from RefSeq and is a predicted model, not a curated record.